AUGCAUUAUGACGUGCGUGUCUUUCGUACCGGUAAUUCCGUCACUGCGGACAGUGAACUAGCAAGUCAGAGUCUGCAAGCCGUACUGAAGGAAGAUGCUGUGUAUCGCAUCCGGUUUGCAAUGCCGCAAAGUGUUGGUGUCAUCGAAGAAGAGGAUGAGAGUGGUGAGCAACGUGGCGAAGAUGCAAUAGUGACGCGAGUAUUCACGGAGGGUGUACAGUUUCUCGAGCGACAAGUGUUUGCAGACGAGGAUUCGUGCAGUGGUCACGGCGAACACAUGCUUUGA
Molecule: messenger RNA, 285 nt
Organism: Haemonchus placei
Lineage: Eukaryota; Metazoa; Nematoda; Chromadorea; Rhabditida; Trichostrongylidae
Source: the annotation of a GenBank genome assembly